AUGAUGCGCUACGUGCUGUGUAUCCUCGCUCUCCUGCUCUCAUGUGCGUGUGUGCACGUCCUCGCUGAAGAAGUGCCUGCCGCCGAUCUUUCCGACCAAGUCCCUGAUACGGAGAGUGAGACAAAGAUUCUUCUUCAAGGUACUCCUGUUGCUUGCACUAAUGGUAAGACUUGUCCAAACGAAGAUGAGCAAUGUGAAACAGCUGAAGGAGGAGAGAAGCAAACCUGCAAAACCACAGACAAAGAGGUGCCACCUCCUGCGGUAUCUGAGCCAUUGUUACAAGUUUCAGAUCAUCUGGGAGGAAAGUCACCGCAAAAAGGUGAUGGAAGUGUUUCUCAGGGUGUUCAAGGUCAGCCUGGUCUACCUGGUGUUGGUGUUGGUCCCGCUCCCGAAUCUGGUGCUUCUCAUGCUGGUUCGACUGCAAGUGCAGGUCAAGCUGAAAACGGCGACAUGGCGGCAGGUGGAACUCUACCGAACGAGCAGAGUGCAGGAGAACAGCCUUCUUCUACCUCGCUGUCCACCAGUACAGAGACGGAGAGUGCUACUGGUGCUAUCACUUCAACCGCGAAUGGCGCUACAACUGCAGCGAGUGAGUCUGCGAAGGAACCUGACAGUACAACCAGUAAUGAGCAAUCAACGUCACCAACUACUACCACCACCACCACCACAACAACAACAACAACAACACUUCCUCCUGAACUCACAAACAACAAGAAGAGUGAUGUAGACAGCAGCAGCAGUAUCAGCAGUUCUGUGUGGGUGCGUGUACCACUACUGAUUGUGGUUACACUGGCCUGUACUCUUGUAUGCUGA
Trypanosoma theileri is the source of this 813-nucleotide messenger RNA. RefSeq lists its product as uncharacterized. The transcript has a single exon. The record is from RefSeq and is a predicted model, not a curated record. NCBI's taxonomy places the organism in Eukaryota, Euglenozoa, Kinetoplastea, Trypanosomatida, Trypanosomatidae. The coding region runs from base 1 to 813 and encodes 270 amino acids.